Molecule: messenger RNA, 950 nt
Organism: Raphanus sativus (radish)
Lineage: Eukaryota; Viridiplantae; Streptophyta; Magnoliopsida; Brassicales; Brassicaceae
Product: chlorophyll a-b binding protein CP24 10B, chloroplastic
Exons: 2
Coding region: 101-877 (258 amino acids)
Biological process (GO): photosynthesis, light harvesting in photosystem I; response to light stimulus
Cellular component (GO): membrane
Source: RefSeq, a predicted model, not a curated record
UCAUUCCUUCUUCACUCCAGAAAACAGAGAGAAACAAAACACUCGUUUCCACCCUCUCGAGGUUAAAAAAACAAAACAGAGGAGACUUAGUAGAGAUCUCAUGGCGAUGACUGUCUCCGGAGCUGUGCUCAGCGGGCUUGGUUCUUCCUUCCUCUCCGGAGGCAAGAGGAGUGCCGCCGCGUUGGGAAACGGCGUAGGCGCUGGAGCUGCGAGAGUUGGCAGGAAAACUCUGAUCGUUGCUGCUGCGGCUGCUCAGCCCAAGAAAUCGUGGAUCCCCGCCGUUAAAGGUGGCGGCAACUUCCUCGACCCUGAAUGGCUCGAUGGCUCGCUACCCGGAGAUUUCGGGUUCGACCCGUUGGGUUUGGGAAAAGACCCGGCUUUUCUAAAAUGGUACAGAGAGGCAGAGCUGAUCCACGGCCGAUGGGCGAUGGCAGCUGUUCUCGGGAUCUUCGUUGGCCAGGCGUGGAGCGGCGUGCCGUGGUUCGAAGCCGGAGCUGACCCACGAGCCAUCGCGCCGUUCUCUUUCGGAUCACUUCUCGGGACGCAGCUGCUUCUCAUGGGGUGGGUGGAGAGCAAACGGUGGGUGGACUUCUUCAACCCUGACUCUCAGUCCGUUGAGUGGGCGACGCCGUGGUCGAGGACCGCUGAGAAUUUCGCAAACUACACCGGUGAUCAAGGAUAUCCUGGUGGGAGAUUCUUUGAUCCGUUGGGGCUCGCCGGGAAGUCACGGGACGGUGUUUAUGAGCCGGACAGGGAGAAGCUGGAGCGGUUGAAGGUUGCGGAGAUUAAGCACUCUAGGCUCGCUAUGCUUGCAAUGUUGAUCUUUUACUUUGAGGCUGGUCAGGGGAAAACGCCUCUAGGUGCCCUUGGUUUAUAAGAAUGAUAUGUUUUUCUUUUUUUGAGUCUGUAGAUAUAACUUCUCUCCUCUCCAAAACUAAAACUUGAUGCUC